CGCCAUAGUUUAUGCUCGGUAAAAAAAAAGAGAGAUGGUGGAUGUGCGAAGCAGAAGCAGCCAGGCGAUGUAAUAAGCGUCGUAAAAAUAAAUUAAAACAUCGUGAUAAAUAAAGGUUGCUGCAAUAGCGAGGAGUAUUCCACAAACAAUCAACUGAUUUACAGGUGGAUUGAAAGGAAAAUGCGUCGUAAAAGUGAGCGUAACAAGGGCAAGUCAUCUCCGGAGAAGAAACCAGAGAAACCAACCCGUAAAUCGAACCGCAGACGUGCAAAAAAAUCACCAUCUACAUCCCCAGAGCGUUCAAACAGCCCCGAGGGUGAUGGGCUAGCCGCCGAAAAGGAGCCCAAUGUUAACUUCAAAAUUCAGUCCCGUUUAUCAAGCAAAGAAACCCCGGAAACGCUCGUCGAAGAGCCCGAGUCGAAAGUGUCCUCAACAGAUCAACAGAUUACGGGUGACCUCGACGAUGGUGGUUGCGUAUGGAAAGUAGCCAGGGCUGACGCAUCUCCUGGCGAAAUACAAAAACUAAAACUCUGCAGACAACGCAAUCUCUCAGAGACAUCAGAUGCAUCAUUGAGUAGAAAAAGAGUAAACAAGUGGCAUGAGGGUGAGGGUAUCGCUGAGGAGGCUGACUCUGCUGACGAGAGACCAGCAACGUCCAACGAUAAGACGGAUUCUGGUAAUAUUGCAUUGGCCGAUGAUACCUCCUCAACGACUGACAAGGAUAAGGAAAGGCAAAGGGAAUCUGGCGAAGAGGUAAGUGAUAGCAAGGAGAUGCCGCCUGAAACUACAGUCGACUUGUCUGAUGUAAAACCAAACAUAGAUCAAGGACACGCUGAAUCUCCGGAACCUGAACAACUGGAAACGAAAGCAACUCAACGAAAUGAGGAUGAUCCUGACAAUUGUCAGGUUCAUGGUGAUGAUGCUAAUGUUUCGGAAAAUAUCGAGAUUGCACAACAAGAAGAGGAACAGCAAGCCAAGCAGCAAGUUGAAGACUACUCGAGGACGUCAGAGAAACAAGAUGAAACAGAAGAGGAUGUGACAGAUGUAGAUGUGGAGAAAUCAAUAAAAUAUAUAAAAAAAGAUGAAAAGGAAUCUCAGGAUGACGAUGUUGAUACCAUUCGUCAACUCACUGAUUCUGUUCAUCAAUUUGCUAAAGAUCCUAGCGAUGAUGAGGGAAAAUCAAUGAUUGAAGAGACAAAACGGAGAAAUUCCUCCGAGAAUUCUAACGAUGAGAGUGUUAGACCUUCAAGAACACGUUCUGUUAGAAGAAAGCAUCGUGACAAGUACCGGGAUUCUUCUAAUUCUGAUACAGGUGAAACUGAAGAGGACGAGGAGGAGGAAGACCAAGUGGAGAAGGAGGAAGAAGAGGAUGAUGAAGAUGUAGAGGAGGAGGAGCAGGAGAAGGAGCAGGAGGAGGAAGAGGAAAAGAAGAAGAAGAAGAAGAGUGGAAAGAAGAGUUUGGAUGCUGAUAAUAACAAGGUUAAAGGCAACAGAGAAAAGUCACCUAGUAAAGGAGUCAUGGAGGUGGAGGAAAGCAAGAAGGAUGACAUAUGUGAGGAAGAGGAUAAACUCGAGGUGAUAAUUUCUUCUACAGUGGAGAAUGAUAAAACUCCUGUAAGAGAAGUCAAACAGCCUAAUGUUUGCAGACCAGCUAAAGUGAAUUUAAAGAGGUCUUUUACUUCGAGAAUAUCGACAGAAGAAUUGAAAAAGGAUGAUGCUGGCUCGGCAAAUGAUGCCAGUCAAGAUAAGGAAAAUUACGUUGCUGAUGAGUCUAAAAGCAUUCCAAAGAGACGUCGUUGGGGUACAGCAUUCAGUACAGAUAUAGCACCUGUAUUGUCAAUUUCAACAGAUUCUCUCAAGGCUUUAGUACCUGGUGCAAAACCCCUGUCAAUAAACGAGGUUCGUUUAUCAAAGGAUGAUGAUGAGGAUCGUAAUCGUCGCAAGGACAAACGUCAAAUGGCCAACGAUGAAGAUAAAUCAAAGGCAGACAGCGAGAUUAAAAAUGAUACUUUGAAGGAUAAUCAUAUAGGUGCACGACGAAAGAUAUCAAUUGUAAAGGACACACCACAGUUACUCUCCCCAAGUCCACCAGUUGCCCAGCCUACCAGUAUCUUGUUAAUCAAAAAUCUAGUUCGACCUUUUACACUGAAUCAAAUAAAGGAACUCUUGUCGCGUACAGGAACCAUUGUCGAGAAUGGAUUCUGGAUCGAUAGAAUUAAAUCUAAAUGCUUUGUAGAGUAUGCUAAUGAGGAUCAGGCGUUCGAAACACGACAGGCCCUUCACGGAAUAUCAUGGCCAACGUCCAAUCCUAAGAAAAUUCAAGUCGAGUACUCUGUGAAAGAGGAAAUGGAAAAGGCUAAGGAAUGUUCCAAAGAUCAGCCUCUCUCACGUAAAUUGGAAGCCUCUUCUGGGGCAGACCCAUGGCAACAGGACUGGGGGCGUAAUGAAAAAUCAAAUGCUACUACCAAGGUAACUGUUGUGAGAGAAUGGGAUUUAGGUAAAGAAGAUGGUCAACAUCUCUUGCUAAAGGAUAAGGAGAAGGAGACAAAAGAUAGGGACAAAAAGCGAAGACAACGGAGUCGCAGUCCAACUCUUGAGGCACACCUUCCAGCACCUGCGAGGAAAUUCAAGAAAAAAGAGGAUGAACCUCCACCAGCCAAACUUCUUGAUGAUCUUUUCAGGAAAACUAAAGCUACACCCUGCAUAUAUUGGCUGCCACUCACUAAUGAGCAGAUUGUCGUAAAGGAAGAGAUGCGACGACAACACAUGGCCGAGCACGCACGACGGCUCGAAGAGAUGAGACGUGCUGAGAGAAAUCGUGAUGGUCGCCGUCGACGUAGUCCCAGAAAAUAAAUACACCUACCCUAACCAAUCAAUUUUUAUUUCACAGUUUGUUCUUUAUUCGUUCAAUCUUAAUUCAAUUUCCUGACACAGCUUCGAUACUUCUUUAGAAGCUAAAUAAAGACACUUGUUUCAUUUUCAUCAUUCAGUUGUACAAAAACAAUUUUACUCUUCAACCAAAUUCAGGCGGAAUUAUGCGUUUUCUCUAGACGUUCCUUUAUUCAAUCCAAAUAAUUAAAAUUAAUCAACUUCACUUACUAGUUCUGACGAUGGAAAUUUUUUUUUUCCAAUUUUGUUUUUUUUUUUUUCUAACGAAAGAAAUUGAACAGGAAAAACAUAGAAACAAAAACAAAAUGAAAUAUCGAUGAUUAUUUCUUGUACGAACCCAAUAAAUAUCUUGGGGAUUAUCGCUCACACUACCAUUAUCCUGGCUCCUCAUAAUCAAAGCAUUAAAAAAUCCUUCUUGCAGGUCUUCACAGUCAACAAAUGUGAUUCAAAUUCAUGAAUCUCAGCAUCACCAGUCAGCAGAUUAUGAAUUUACAAUGGAUUGUAGUGUGCACACAACGUGGGAUUAUUAUUACUAUAGGAAUAACUACUUGAAAAUUGAAAUAAUACAAAUGUUUGACAUUUUUUCAUUAUUUUCGAUAAGCCCAUCAAAGAAUAUUGUGGUUGAUAUGUUAUUCGUUCGUAAAAUCGUGAAAUGAAAUCAGCCAAUAAAUUGAUAAGGCAGCAGACUAAAUUAAAGUAGGGAUUUACAAUUAUUUGAGGAGCAAUAUGAUAUGGAAAUUGGAUGAAAAUUUAUUAUUGAUAUAUAUUGUUUAACUUUUAUAAUGACUACGAUGAUGAGCUGAAAUACCUAUUCUGUGAAUUUUUCAUUAUAAGUACUGAAAAUGAAAAAGUGUACAGUUGCCUCGUAACAAAAAUGAAAAAAAGAAAAGAAAAGAGAAAAGGAAAUUGUUUGAUUAGUUUGAAAACAGAUGCAAUACUGCUAGUGUGAGAUUACGCAGUGGAAAUGACAUAAUGAAAUUCUGCUGCGUGUAUACCUCAUGUUCUGCUAUAUGUAAAAUUAUAGAAAUACAAUAAAGUGAAUAUUGGAAAGUA
Diachasma alloeum is the source of this 3942-nucleotide messenger RNA. RefSeq names its product apoptotic chromatin condensation inducer in the nucleus (gene Acn). The record is from RefSeq and is a predicted model, not a curated record. Lineage: Eukaryota; Metazoa; Arthropoda; Insecta; Hymenoptera; Braconidae. The transcript has 9 exons. Bases 181 to 2853 code for a protein of 890 amino acids. Gene Ontology annotation, molecular function: RNA binding.